AGCGCAAGUAUGUCAUCGACAUGCAUCAUGCACUAACAAAUAGAUUUGAGAUCAUAUCCAAAAAGAGCUGGACGGCGUUUGGGAAAAGGAAACGGGACCAUUUGCUUGCAAGACAUUCUUCGAUAUCUAGAUCAAUCCCGAUUUGUCGCUUUGGGCGAACAAACACGAGGGACUGAACCACACACUCAAGCGUCGAAGAGAUAUGUACAGUAUGUAUAUAUGUACACUACAACAACACGAUAACUAUUAGUUAAAUGCAACACACUGCACCAUCCAAUCCAACACCUCGCUCUUCCACCCGUUCGCCCAAUACAACCGCAACGGAACGUUCCUCCUGCGGCCUCCUCUGCGGCCCUUAUCACCAACACGUCCAUCACAGACAGAAUUACCGCAUAAUCACAUCUCUCUCCCCUCUUUCCUCACAAUUCCCCCUUGUUCGUGAUCGAACGACAGGAGGGGAGAUUUCGCUCCAUUGCAUGCAUGCUGCAUUAAGGCGUAGCGCGCGCUCUAAACUGCACGCGCGGCACAGCACGGCAGAUCACAUCACAUCGACAGGGGGGCGAAUGAAGACAUCUAACUGGACACAAGACGAUGCAACACUUUUUUCUCCGCUUCAAACUUCGAACACACGCCAAUGGAAAUGUUUCCGCCUCCAGCUUGAACCGUUCGGGGGAGAGGGAAGGAACACGAAACGGAAUCGAGGACCAGAGAAACGUACCAUAUGAGAAACGAAACAUUUUCCCUCCAAACACUCCUGUCGCACAAAGGACGAGAUAACGUAUCAAGAGUUCGAUCCAGCGCCUCCAUGCAGUGCG
Messenger RNA from Aaosphaeria arxii CBS 175.79, 815 nucleotides. RefSeq lists its product as uncharacterized. Lineage: Eukaryota; Fungi; Ascomycota; Dothideomycetes; Pleosporales. The transcript has a single exon. The record is from RefSeq and is a predicted model, not a curated record. The coding region runs from base 255 to 725 and encodes 156 amino acids.